Molecule: messenger RNA, 1536 nt
Organism: Dothidotthia symphoricarpi CBS 119687
Lineage: Eukaryota; Fungi; Ascomycota; Dothideomycetes; Pleosporales; Dothidotthiaceae
Exons: 9
Coding region: 1-1536 (511 amino acids)
Biological process (GO): thiamine biosynthetic process
Cellular component (GO): cytosol
Molecular function (GO): thiaminase activity; hydroxymethylpyrimidine kinase activity; phosphomethylpyrimidine kinase activity
Source: RefSeq, a predicted model, not a curated record
AUGGCGUUGAAACGAAUCCUGGUGAUCGCCGGCUCAGACAGCUCUGGUGGAGCUGGGCUCGAAGCGGAUCAAAAAGUCAUUGCUGCACAUGCGUGCUAUGCGAUGACUGCUACGACUGCAUUGACGGCGCAGAACACGCUUGGUGUGCGAGAUGUUCAUCAAACGCCGCCUGACUUCUUGAGGAAGCAGAUCGAUGCUGUUUGUGAAGAUGUUGGGGUUGAUGUUGUCAAGACUGGUAUGCUGGCUUCCGCAGAGUCUAUCCAAGUCGUCGCCGAUGCGUUUCGUCGACACCAUGUUAGCACGAGUGUUGUGGAUCCUGUGAUGCUUUCCACAUCGGGCUACCAACUUCUCCCACAAGACGCUGUGAUUACGCUGAUAACUACUCUCCUCCCUUUAACCACGAUUCUGACUCCCAACCUCCCUGAAGCGAAACUGCUGCUCGAAACUGCCCACGUGGACUCCAAAGACCCAGAAAAUGUCGACGAUAUUGUCGCUAUGGCACGACGUAUCCAAAAGUUGGGCCCUAAAUGGGUGUUGCUCAAAGGUGGACAUCUGCCACUAACGAAAGGGAGGGUAGUCAGCAAAGAAGAGAGCGAAAGGGAGGUUGUAGUGAACGUUUUGGUGGGAGAGCAUGAAGUGACGGUGCUUGAAAGUGAGUAUUUGAAGAGUGAGAAUACACAUGGCACGGGGUGUUCAUUGGCUUCUGCAAUUGCAUGCAACGUCGCCUCGGGUAUGAGCGUUGUGAAUGCGGUGAAGAAGGCGAGCUUGUAUAUCGAAGCGGGGAUAAAGACGAGCCAGAGUAUUGGGAAGGGCAGUGGCCCGAUCAACCACUUCCACUCGACAUAUACACUACCUUUUUCACCAGGUGGCUUCAUUUCGUACCUACUCGACCACGAGGAUGUUCAAGGACCAUGGAAGCAGUACACUGAACACGAGUUCGUGCACAAGAUGGCUGAUGGAACGUUGCCUGUCGAAAACUUCCGGUACUACAUGAUCCAGGAUUAUUUGUUUCUGAUACAAUUUGCAAGAGCAAACGCACUGUCGGCGUAUAAGUCUAGUUCUCUAGCUGACAUAGGUCGGUCAGUGCAACAAGUCGUAACCUUACAGGAGGAGAUCAAGCUGCACAUUAACUUCUGCAAGCAGUAUGGACUGGAGGUGGAGGACAUCGAAAGGCAAGAAGAGGACCGAGCAACUACUGCAUACACGAGAUACGUCCUCGACAUCGGUCAAUCCCAAGACUGGAUUGCCCUGCAAAUCGCCAUGCUCCCAUGUCUAAUUGGUUAUGGGGCCAUUGCGAAACGUCUAAAUGAAGACCCAAAGGCCACCAGGAAAGGUAACGAAUACUGGAAGUGGGUCGAGAGUUAUGUGGGACAGGAGUAUCUCGACGCGAUAACGAGAGGUUCAGAUCUGAUUGAGGAGCAUGCGAUGAAGCUCUCGGUGUCGAGGGUCGAGGAACUCGCGAAAAUAUUCGUUCAUGCGACAAACAUGGAAAGGGGCUUUUGGGACAUGGGGUUGAGCGUUGGGAUAAAAACAUAG